AGGGGAGUCGAGCUCUGGACAAACCGCCUCACCACACACUCCAAACAAGAACUGUUGAAAAGAAAGAGGCAGAGUCAUUGUGGAUCACUUUCAGGGGGAAUAUCCUGCACCACAACUUGUUUGUUUUCUCUUUCUUUCUCAUCCUCCCCCCCUCCUCUCAGAUCUCAAUGCUUUGCUUUGGGAUUUGUGCUCCAAAUCCAUCAGAUUCCUCUCUUGAUCUUCGACUUUGUCAUCUGAAACAUUUUGAGUUACAAAUUUUUUCCAGAACUUUGCAACCCGACGAACUGAGACAGACGUUUGCAGGAUUUUACUCGGACUAAAAGUUGAACACGAGCCUGGUUCUGGAAUGAAUUUAACCGAGCACAGCUUGUCGAGAGAGACUCUUCUUCAUGCCAGCCGGGUGUCCCUCGGGGGACCUUGGGCGUCCAGGACCCCCAGCCCCGCUUCUGAUUCUGAAAUGGGCUUUGAGCAGAACCUUUCCGGGGAUUGCGGUUCUCCUGAUGGCCUCGGAAAAAAGAACAUGAGAAGAACAGAAGCAAGGAUUUCUCUCACGCCCAGGUCAGGGGGACAGAGUCCAGACCUGACCCAGACAGGAGGUGUGUCGGCAGGGACGGUGGAUGGGAAGGCUGUCGGGGGUGAGCAGAGGAUCCGCAGGCCCAUGAAUGCCUUCAUGGUCUGGGCUAAAGAUGAGAGGAAGCGACUGGCCCUGCAGAACCCCGACCUGCACAACGCCGUGCUCAGCAAGAUGCUCGGUCAGUCUUGGAAGGCCCUGACUGCGACAGACAAGCGACCAUUUGUGGAGGAAGCAGAACGUCUCCGUGUCCAGCACCUCCAGGAUCACCCAAACUACAAGUACAGGCCUCGCCGCAAAAAGACCACCAAAAAACUCAAGCGGGUUGAGCCCGGGCUUCUGCUUCAUAGCUUAGCCCAGGGUGGGGCGUCAGGCCUCGGACUAGGACCUGGCGUCAGCCCGUUGGGUGCAGAGGGCAUCUCUGGAGGUUCUGUAUAUGGACAUCCAAGCACCCACCCCACACAUCACCAUCACUCUCACCACUUGCUGCCCUCUCUUGGGCACUUCAGGGACCUGCAGGCUCCAGGACACCCAGAACUGGAGAGCUAUGGCCUACCCACUCCAGAGAUGUCCCCUCUGGAUAUUCUGGAGGAUGGAGCUGGGGAAUCUGUGUUUUUUCCCCAACAUAUGCAAGAGGAGGCUGGGAUGGGAGGUUGGAAUGGGUACCACCACCACCUUCACCACCAUAACCAGCAUUACAGCCAUAAUUACAACAACCAUAGUCACCACAGCUCCAUACAUGGUGCAGCAACAUACGGUCAGAGUUCAGGAAUGAGUGCUGGUCCCAGUUUAAGCACCAGUAUGAAUUCCAGUUUGAGUCCUGGUAGAAGUUCCAGAGUUGAUUCAAGAAUGAGUUCUGUUGAGUCAAAUAUGACCUCAAGCAUGAGCUCUGUCACUUCGGUUUUGGCGACUUCAGUCAACUCUAGGUUAAAUCCUGCUCAUCCCUCCAGUCACCACAUUGCCUUGAGGAGUCCUGUAAAGUGCCCACCACCUCUAUCUGACUCCUCCCCCCCUGUUUCCUAUUCCCAACCCUCCGUGAGCCUCCCUGAGCCGAUCAAAUCCCAUCAAACACCGCAUCAAGCCACUGCUCCUGUUGGCUACUUCGGCCAGAUGUAUAGUAGUAGCACCCCGAGUGCUGCAUUUUACAUGCCCUCUCAUCUGGGGCAGCUUUCACCUCCUCCUGAAACUUCACCUUCCUGCUCAUCCUCCUCCAUCAUCCAGUCAACCUUCCCUCCCACUUUGCCUGUAGACCAUUCAAAUCCAGAGUCCUCAAGCCAUUUGGGGUCAUCUUCUGCUGAGUUUUGGUCUGAAGUGGACAGGCAUGAGUUUGACCAGUAUGUAAAUGUUGGAAGGAAUCGAGAGGAGGCCUAUGCACGUGGUGGGGGCUGUGGGGGUGGGUUGAAAGUCCUGAGUGGGCGCGGUGGCAGUAGUGUAGGUAGUAGCAUGAAUAGCAGUGUUAGCAGUAUUAUUAACAGGGAUGUCAGUAGCAUUUUGAAUGGUGCUGGUGGGUGUGAUGAUGGGAGCAGCCCUCUUAUAUCUGCUCUUUCUGAUGCCAGCAGUGCUGUCUAUUACAGUGCCUGUAUCACUGGAUAAAUACUCCAUGAUUGCAUCUCAAAUGUACCUCCUUGCAUACUGCACAAUUCAGUUUAUUCAGAUUUAUCUGAAUUUUUGUGAUAGGGAGGAAAUAUAUUGGAAAGGUUAGUUUUGGCUCAUACUCAUAAGUCAUUGUCAUGUUUUCCUUAUCUAUUAUCUGCCAUUUAUUCCAACUCUAGAUUUAAAACAUGUCCUCUAAAUGCAAAGAAUAAAGAUGCUGAUGAGGAGUUUAUCCUAACAAAUGCUUACUAGAGCCAGACCUGGGUAGUUUGGCUAGUUUGGAAUUGGGAAGUUAGCUAUGUUAACUUGCUAGCAUAACUUGUGACCCAAAGGAUUGUUUGGAGGAUUUGUGGGAUAUGCAUGGAGUACUACACCUUUGCAUGCUCCAGCUUGAGCAGCAGGUCUUGGUUUUUGCUGAGCAACUGCAAAAUUUUCUACUGUCAGUCACCUAGCUAGCAUAGCGGCUGAUAUUAGCUAAUGACGUUAGCUAACUUAAGGAGAAUAAACUAACCAUUUCAGUUGCAUCACUCUAAGAUUAUCAAAAUAUUGUCUGUUGAUCCAAAUGAAAAUUAGCAAGGUUCUCAAGGUGGUUCUCGGAAAACAAAAGAAAAUGAAGAAAUAAGCCUAAGUGUGCUGGUAGAUAAACAGAAGGCAGCUGGAGAGCACCUUAGAUUAGCACUGUGUUUUUCAGUUAUUUAUCCAGGGUGCUAAGUCUCUGAGUUAGCAUGCUAACAAAUCAGUCUUUAUCAAUAGCUGGACAGAUUAUGAUCUGGAAAUUGUUCUGGUGGCUACAAAUUGUGAUGGGCUGAAGGAUUUGAACAAGUGAUGUGCCUUUGAGCAAGACACUAAACCCCUACCUGGUCCAGGGGUGUUGUUUCUCUGCACUCUAACCCCUCUGGUGACAAACAGCACACACUAUAGAAAUAUUAUGCAAGCAAAAUUAUUGCACUGUGUGUAGCCUACUCUCAGAACAAAUCCACAACUACCAUCACAAUUUCAAGAUCAUCUCACGUAAUUUUUGACAUUUCAUCUCAGGACCAGACAAAUAUUCGUCUUGGUGAACUUCAUAAAGUUUAGAUUGAUUCAUCUCGUUUGUUUCACGGGACCCUGAAGGACAAUGAAGGACAAAGUCGACGGACAGAGAGGAAACUGGUUGGAGAGACUUGAUCUAGCCUCCACUUAUCUCUCAGCAGUGAUGUCUGUAAAGCCUUGGCCACAGACCCAGGACAGACCACUGAUGUCUCCCACAACUAUCAGGAUGUUUUACAAGCCGGGUUGGGUUCUUUCUGACCGUGAUACAUGCCGUUCCCUCUCUGUCUCAGUCCGUGACAGGGCCUCAUGUCAAACUCCAUGCCAAAUCUGCAAGUCUGAAGUUGCUUUGCUUCUUGGCAAACACAGAUCUGUUGAUGAUUCAAAGAUCUUUCUUUUUAACCAUUAAGCCUCUCUGGUGUAACAGCAUAUCACUUGUUUAUACAAAAAUUGUUCUUUUAAUGCAAUUUUACUCCUUCUUCUUUUAACAGAAGAUUGGGAUCUAUAAAUGAAGUACCACUGGAAUGAGUCCUGUGUUGUAGAUCAUGAAAACCGCUUUGCUUUAUACAUAAACUUCAUCAUGUCCAAGAUCUCCAUAUAUGCAAAUUUAUGCAAAGCAACCUUAUUGUCACAGAUAUUGGUAAGCAGUUUGACCACUGAGGGAACUGAAGGAUAAUGGUUAAUGUGCGAGGUCUUAUGAUGUUUUAAAACCUUGGUUUGAUGUAGCCGUUUACUGUAUAUAUAGAUGCUAUGCCUCUUGGCAGUAUGUGAAGGAGAAAUUAAGACUAUGAAAUGUUCUCUUUGCACUGGGUUUAAUAUCUUAGCUGUAUAGAAGGAACACUACUUAUCAAAAAUCCAUAAUUUUAAAUAUGUUUUGUACAGAAAGGACUGUGUUUAUUUUGAUUAUAGAUUCUGUUUUAAAAAAUAUUUUCUUAAGAGAAAAGUUUGACAUUUUAGGAAAUAGGCUUAUGUUUUUUUUGUUUUUUUGUUUUCUUAGAGGUGCUUGUAGGCAGAUUCUUUUCAUCUUGGACUGAUCCAGACUAGCUGGAGUUAAUCAUCCAGCUCCAUACUCAUCCCACACACACAACAGUGAUAAUAAUAUUCUUGCUUCACUCUGAGAGAGAAACAGAAUAAGCAUAUUUCACAAAAUUGUUGAACUAUACCUUAAAGAUAAUUUGAAUAUUAAAAGCAAGCAAUAUAAAAGCAUUGGAGUCUUUUUUACUGUUCCUCCAAAAUGUUGUGUAUCAUAAACUUGCCUUCAAAAGGAAAUCUAUUAUUGUACAGAUCUUUUGUGGAUCUCUGUGGGUCUUUAAAUAGAGUUUAUUAGGGCUACAUGUAACACUUUACUCUGUCAGUGACACCAGCACACGAGAAACUUUCCCACCCACACCAAUGAUAAAUGACUGGAAAUUAAAAUGAGGACUUGUGGUUUUGUUUGGGCUGAGAAAAUGAAAUACCAACAGUUGCAGCCACUGUAGAUGUCUUUCUGUAAGCGUUUACUUGUUCUGUAAUAUUUUCAUAUACAGUGGGAGCAAAAAACAGAAGUCUCUCUUCAAGGAUUUAUCCUGCAUCUGUUCAGCAUUAGUCUCACAGACAAUACU
Molecule: messenger RNA, 4794 nt
Organism: Chelmon rostratus (copperband butterflyfish)
Lineage: Eukaryota; Metazoa; Chordata; Actinopteri; Chaetodontiformes; Chaetodontidae
Gene: sox18
Product: SRY-box transcription factor 18
Exons: 2
Coding region: 347-2164 (605 amino acids)
Biological process (GO): lymphangiogenesis; vasculogenesis; angiogenesis
Molecular function (GO): RNA polymerase II cis-regulatory region sequence-specific DNA binding; DNA-binding transcription factor activity, RNA polymerase II-specific
Source: RefSeq, a predicted model, not a curated record